AUGUCCUCCCCUGAUAGUUAUACGCUAAAGAAUCUCUACGAUCUCAAUGGCCUGAUUGCUGUAGUGACCGGUGGUGGCACAGGCAUCGGCCUUAAUAUUGCACGUGGUCUCGCUGCUAAUGGAGCCAAGGUGUACAUCACCGGCCGAAGAAAGGAUGUCCUUGAUGGAGUAGUUGCGGAGUGGAAUGCAACUAAGGGUGCCGACAUGGGACCUAUGAUCGCGCAAGAGAUGGAUGUAACGAAAAAGGACAGCAUCAAAGCUGGUGUGACAAGAAUAUCUCAAACAGAGGGAAAGCUACAUAUUCUCGUGAACAAUGCUGGCCAAUGUGGUCCUGUUUCUGAUGAAUUUAAUCAACCAUCGACUACUGCUCAAAAGGAGGCCGGACCAAUUAGUGAAUACCUCUUCAACAAUGAAUCGUUUGAGGAAUGGGGAUCCCUUUUCGCAAUUAACACCUCUUCGAUCUACUUUGUGACUAUUGCGUUUUUGGAUUUGCUCGACAAGGGCUCUAAGGAUAUCGGUAAAAAAGGAUUCUCUUCAAGCGUCAUCAAUAUCACGAGUAUCAGCGGGCUCAUAAAGCUCGCACAGAGACACUUCUGCUACAAUAGCUCAAAAGCUGCUGGGUCUCACCUUACCAGGAUGCUUUCGACGGAAUUUGCUCUGAAAGGAAUCAAUGUUCGAGUGAACGCUAUCGCGCCAGGCGUGUAUGAAAGCGAGAUGACAUACGACACGAUUACAGGGCAAGAAGCAACUGAUUCGGUUGGUAUGCCGGUGGUGCCUGUACCAGCGAGAAGGGCGGGAACCGCUGCCGAGAUGGCAGGCACUGCCGUUUACCUUGCAUCGCCUGCUGCGGCGUAUAUGAAUGGGCAGGAAUUGGUGAUCGAUGGUGGGUACUUGGCUGUGAAUCCUUCCAGAGUGUAG
Molecule: messenger RNA, 918 nt
Organism: Suillus subaureus
Lineage: Eukaryota; Fungi; Basidiomycota; Agaricomycetes; Boletales; Suillaceae
Exons: 5
Coding region: 1-918 (305 amino acids)
Molecular function (GO): oxidoreductase activity
Source: RefSeq, a predicted model, not a curated record